UCCCAACUACGUUUUACCUACUGACCCUCCUUUCGCCCCGAUAGCACCCACAGACUCAACUCGUUCUGACUUCCCUUUUGCUCCUUGUGCUAAUGCUAUAGCGUGGACAGCGGCGAAAGCCACGGCGACGACAGAGAGCUACGGUGCGUGGCAGCAUUCAGCGACUACAGAAAGCCUUCCCUGCUCAAUUGUUUGAGUUUCUCCUAGAAUACGCUCUCACUCAGCUUUCAUUGACCGAACACGGCUGGUCGCCUGUACGUCGGGCACCACCUAACAAGUCCGGUAUAAGUGACCACUUGCUGCAGUAUCGUCGCCGGCUUAUCCACUGGCAGGUGUUCAGUUGUCCGUUGACCUGUGCCAGUUUAGAAUUCAGACUUCGUUUGAAAGUUUCAUAUCCUCGAGGGCCCUUUCAAUUUUCAACAGUAACUGCGGCAGCGCGACCCUGGCUGAAACAACGUCCAAUGUUGUCUUUACUAAACAUCAGGAACAAACCAGGCGGCUAACUAUGGCCUUCUUUGAGUGUCGAGUGAUCGCUUGCCGCCGGCACUACUUAAACCCACAAAGUGGUUUCACGUUUCAUGCGACGACGCUCCUCUCUCAUAUUCGGACAUGACAGCAGCGGAUUCAAUGGCCGCUGCGGGCCACGGCACAGCACGACAAAAUAUGCGACCUCUUCUUCCACGAUACAAGUACUCAACUCGUUGACAAUUCUAUAAGAGCCUCCAACACUAUAUGUACAUCCUCUCUUCUGGGCUCAGUAAACACACUAAACCGCCAACAUUAUAUAAGGCUAUAUCAUAGCUAUACUUGUACGCUACACAUUCGCAUGUAUCUGUGAAAAGUUAUUAUACUUCCUCUUAUCCUUUUCAUUACUGCGGUCACUACGCCUAAUGGUGUCACGGCCUUGCUAUUCAAGCAGUGUAAAGGCUAUAUUGUUUUCAGUCAGUAAAACUUAAAUGUCACUAAAUGCUCUUGAUAGUCACGUGUCCAAAUGAAUGCUAUUUAUGAAGUUGUCCGUCAAGAAAUUUAAUAUUCAGUGGUGAGACUAUAAAUGUAGACAGCCUGCAAAGAACAAAGACGAUGCUGAAGUUAAGUGAAUAUCGACUUAUACGUCUGUCAAGUGAAAUUGAAGAACGUUUAUCAAUUCCAGCUACCAGCGCCAGUACUGCAAAACCUGAGCUUUUGAUCACUCCUCAGGAGAUCUUUCCAACUUGCUUGGAAACUCAGUCUCAAAAGACGCCUUCCAUCAUCGGAGGGUCUGAGAUGUUGAACCCAAAGGAUCUGAGGAUGUCGAUUCGAAGGGAGAAGAAGCAAGUUCAUUUCGACCCAAGUGCACAGCCACAGUCGAAGCCGUCGGCUAUGUUUGAAAUUACAGCAAAAUGGAUCCGUUCAGGCGAAAUCGUAUCUGUUAGAGAAAGUCUCAAAAAUAGGUCUCUCAAUCCAGAAGAAAAGGACGAGAAUGGACAGACCUUACUAAUGCUGGCUGCUCAAAAUGGACAGGCUUCAUUGUGCGAGGACCUUCUACGGCACGGGUGGGAUCCGCAGGCUGAAGACCAGGAUGGCUGGACCGCCCUUCACAACGCCGCUAAAGAAGGUUUUCUUGAUGUUGCCGUACUACUCGUCACACACAAUGCCAGCGUGGACUGCCGGGACGGGACUGGCUGGACUCCUCUUAUGUGGGCUUGUUAUCACGGUGAUACACAGAUCGCUCGUUUUCUUAUUGACAACGGAGCGUUUGUUAAUGUACACGAUGCAUACCAUAUGUCAGCGCUCAUUUGGGCUUCAGGCAGGGGUCAUCUGGAAAUUGUCGAGAUGCUCCUGCAACAUGGUGCCAAAGUUAAUGCAGGCGAUAAGUUUGGCUCGACGGCCUUAAUUUGGGCGGCUCGUAAGGGCUCUGGGCCAAUUGUUGAAAAGCUACUUGAACACGGUGCCAAUGUAGAUACGGCGGGUAUGUUCUCUUGGACAUCUUUAAUCGUGGCCACGAAAGGCAACUACGUUGACAUUGCGGGCCAGUUACUCGAACAUAGGCCUAAUGUAAAUGCAGUGGACGCAGAUGGGUAUACAGCUCUGGCAAUUUGUUGUAAGGAAGGCUAUACAGAAAUUGCUACGCGCUUGCUAGCAGCCGGCGCGUAUGUCAACAUGGUGGAUAAGGGCGGUGAUACAAACCUCAUUCAUGCAGCAAAAGUCGGGAACCUAUCCGUAGUUGAUGUACUGCUGAAAAGACACGCAGACAUUGAUAUUCAAGGUUCAGACAAAAAGACCGCUUUGUAUUGGGCUGUCGAGAAGGGUCACGUCGAGGUAGUUAAGAGUUUGCUGGCACACAACCCAAACCUAGAAUUGGCUACAAAGGACGGCGACACGCCGCUGAUGCGUGCCACAAGAAAUCGGAACCUCGAAUUGGUGACUUUACUGAUAGAACGCAAGAAUCCAGCCAAAGGUAGCGCCUGUGAUAAGCGCGGCGACACAGCCUUGCACAUUGCUAUGAGAGCACGCUCGAAGGCUAUAUGCGAAGUGUUAUUACGAAACCCCAAAAAUGGCCAUCUCCUUUAUCGGCCCAACAAAAGUGGAGAAACCCCUUAUAACAUCGAUGCCGCCCAACAGAAAAGUAUUCUUCAGCAAAUAUUUGGUGCACGAAAAUUGAACACCCAUGAAGAGAACGAAAACAUGCUAGGGUACGAUCUAUAUAGUAGUUCGUUGGCUGAUAUUCUAAGUGAACCUUCGUUGACCCUUCCAAUUACCGUUGGCCUGUAUGCCCGUUGGGGAUCUGGGAAAGGUUUCCUCUUGAACAAACUGGAGAAUGAACUUCGCUCGUACGGAUUCCAAUGGUUGGAGCAAAGUUUGAAGUACACCUGGGUACUUUUUAUAACUGUCUCAGUGUGCUCAAUUUUACUCGGUUACAUUUUAGUAGGUGUGGCGACCCAAUGGUGGAUAGUUGCCUUCGCCACUUCUGUGUGCUCAGUAAUUCUUUCGUACGGUGCUUUCUAUCUGAUGCGCUAUGGGUCUCGACACUACGACUGGGGAUGGGCGUUCGAAUUGGGCGCUCGUUUAGACGAACUUCUCGCAGAUCUAAAACGUGUUCUACAGGUGUUAUUCUGCCACCCAGGCAGUAGCCUAGGAGUAAAAGACAGCUCUAUUCCAGUGCGGUUUAUUUUCGCAAGCCAGACAAAAGUCAGCAGUUCCGGGCACGGUGGCGCUAGUAUAGCAUAUCUAAUGGUCUCCAUGUAUCAGGCCCUAGAGGAAGAAUUCGGGUAUUUUACGACGCGACUUUAUCGAGCCCUUCGGCCAAAAACGUCUGGCUCAUCAUCUUGGACAUUUCGUCGCAUGUGCUGUUUACCUUACUGGCUCGUCUGUGUUCUGACGGUGCUCUGUCUGAUGGUUGCCGUUGAGUUGUUGAUAUCUUCCAAGCAUAAAGGCAAAAAGGAUGCGAGCAUCUUAAUUGGUCUCAUGAUAUCAUUUGCAUCAAUUGUUGGUGUUGUUUUUAUUGCCAAUUUGUAUACGUGGUUAAAGAUGGCAGCCUCUUUGUUUAUGUCCUAUGAACGAACAAUUCAUCGCUAUAUGGCCCGAGUCGAUAGCUCUGUGCAGGGCGGCUAUUCAGAGGUGCUGAAGUCUGAGGUAAAAGUUAUAUGUGACCUGAUCCAUUGCAUGGAUUCAUUUAUGGACAAACAGACGCGACUAGUUAUCAUCGUCGACGGACUCGAUUCCUGUGAGCAGACAAAAGUGCUGAGCGUGCUCGAUGCGGUUAACGUAAUGCUUUCGGAUCCGGGUAUGCCAUUCGUUAUCAUUCUCGCCGUAGACCCACACAUUGUCAUCAAAGCCGUGGAGUCCAACGUUAGUCGUGUUAUCCACAAUCCAUCACUGAGCGGUUUUGACUAUCUACGCAACAUAGUCCAUCUUCCUUUCUACCUACAGAAUUCGGGUCUACGAAAGGUCCGCGCCGCAGCCCGUUCGGCUCAACUCAAUAAAAGGUCCAUGAAAGACCGUGGCGAAGAGUGGGAAAAAGAUGGUUUAGCAUCUCGUCGAGUUAGCAAUUGCAGCGCCGUUGAGAUCAAGACAAAGAGAACGUCAACAAAAGGCAACUAUAAACUGCGCUCGAGUGAAAGCAUAGCCAGUAGCAUUGGCAACAUUCAUCAGCGCUCGACAGGCGCUGCCGGGGGCGCUGAUUUAACGAAAGUGCUGUUGAAUGACGAUUAUUUCAGCGAUAUUAAUCCCCGUUCGAUGCGUCGUCUUAUGAAUAUUCUCCAUGUGACUGGCCGUUUAAUGAGAGCAUUUAAUAUCGAUUUCAAUUGGUAUCACCUUGCCUCAUGGGUAAACAUCACUGAACAAUGGCCCUGUCAGGCUUCGUGGUUGAUACAUUAUUGUGAAACGCACGAGCAAGAAGUCGACGACAACGUAACGUUACGCGCUCUUUUUGACAAAAUUCGCGUUGGCAUGCCAAUGACGAAAGAAAUAGAGGAGUUACAAAAUAUGGACCAUGAUAUCAAAAAAAUGGAAUUGUGCCUCUCCCUUAACUCGCAGGCACUACAGGUUGGCAAUUUACGAAUGUUCGUUCCGUUUGCUAUCAACCUCGACCCAUACAUACGGCGAGUCCUUCAAGACGUAUAUUUUUCUAGAGUGGAACAGGACAGCUCGGGCAAAAUGGGAAUAAUUGCUGGUUGUCCAUUUUCUGGGCAGGGCUUCCAAAGGAAGGUCAGUACUGCUCAUUCAUUGCGGAAUGGCCCGUGGGGCAUGUCACCUCUUGCGGCAGACCCACGUUAUCUACAAGGGGUGGUUCAACAAUCCGCUAUUCAACAACAACAGCAGCAAACGCUACAACAACCGAUGUACUGCACGCCCCAGCCUUACAACCCAAUGAUGUCGCCCUUCAUGUAUUAUCCGCCAAAUUCUUCAAAUGCUCUUCCACUACCUCUCCUGCGACAAUCGGGCCGACCAUUAUCAUUCCCAGAGCGUUUAAGCGCGCAGACUAAGGAUGGUAUAUGCAAGAUGCUUAGCUGUCUGGAUGGACUCAGUUCAGCCAAUCUAUCUGCGUACCAGGAGUCUAUCAACAAGCACAAUAUCAAUGGGAGAGUGUUACUUAGCUGCGACCUUCAAGAGCUAAAAGUCGUACUAAAUAUGAAUUUUGGUGAUUGGGAGAUUUUUCGUAUGCACAUCCUGCAAUUGCGUGCAGCCGAAAUUAGUGCUCUUGUUGAGUCACCUUUAGAUGAAAGCAAUGGUUUAGGUCAGCAGCAGCAAUUACAUGAAUGGAAUGACAAGACUGAGCGACAAGACAGGGAUUCAUUAGGCAGUCAUUCAAGGCCAAGCACAGCUGUUAAAAAUGACGAACGCGGAUCUGAACGGGAGUCAUCAGCUAAAUGCCAUCGAAAACCUCCCACUGCAGUGAAGAACACCACAUCUCUUGAAAAACAGGUAACUAUGGAAGACAGCAUGAUCUUGGGAGCUCUGGAAACACUCAAUGAAGAAGCUCCGGAAGAUGGCUGCCAUAUUCGUGAACUGGGAUCAGUUGCUACCAGUCUAUCACCUAUCCUAUCCGACGAGGAGUCUGUUCCGUCACCGUCCGAGUCAGCGAGCUCAGACCCUUGUCCAACACCUCUUUGUCCCCAACAGGUACCGGCAAGCGCUCGACUGCACGUACCUUCGGGCGAUGAUGGCUCCAAUGCAGAACUCGACUUUGUCUAUAUACACAAGACCGGCAAUAGUCGAUACAGCUUGAAUUCCCUAUCAACGUCCGUGCCCGACAUAGAGUGGGGCACCGGCGGUGGGGGAAAUACUGGAAGUGCCUUCUCGACUUCUGGCGGUGGUGCUAGCAGCGGCCUCGCCCCAACGCCAGCGCAGGGGAUCGCAGCUCCUGCUGCCCACGGCCUCAGUAUCCCAACACAGAACGCCACUCUCGUUUCGGCGCCACCCAGUAUCGCGUCGAGUCCAUCGUCUGGCCAACCGUUAGUCCCUGCACGAGGAAGUUCUCCAGGACUUGGUCAAGACCCCCGUGCCUUAAGAAACAAGCUUCUGGAUUCUGUCACAGGCUCACCAAAAACUCCACGACGCAACCGCGACUCCGCUAUCAAACCACCUUCUUCUCUAACAAUCGUCGAAGGAAUUCCCACUGAAGACGAGAAGAAGCCUCUACUCAGCGAAAUGGAACCGGUAGAUUUGCCCCCUAGGGGUGUUCAGCCACAAUCGGCUGAAUCUAGAAGGCAACACUUCGGACGCCAGUUCUCAAUCAAAGAGGAUGACGUAGAUCGCUCCAGUGGUCGACCACAAAACGCCUCCGUUACGCGCUCCAAAUCGCUAGCGUCAGAUGCACGCCAAGAAUACGAGGAGCUCAGCUUUUCGCAGAAACGAUUGCAGAGGGAGGGCGGUUCUUUUGAGUCUGCUGUCGUAGCAAUAACAGCAGGCGACGCGGGCUCGUCCGCUUCGCAUUUUUCAGGACACUCUGCGCAAUCUGCUCGACGGUCAUGCGCGAUUUUAAGGCUUCACCAGCAGAGCGGCCUCACCGAUGACCCCAGGUUCAAAGAGAAUGAAAGAAAUCUGCAGGAAGAGCGAAAAACAAAAUCAACGAGCGCGUCAACUGAGACAGUCAUUUGAGUGACUGACCCUCA
Varroa destructor (honeybee mite) is the source of this 6593-nucleotide messenger RNA. It is a transcript of the gene Arms, whose product is annotated as Ankyrin repeat-rich membrane spanning. Lineage: Eukaryota; Metazoa; Arthropoda; Arachnida; Mesostigmata; Varroidae. The record is from RefSeq and is a predicted model, not a curated record. Gene Ontology annotation, molecular function: protein kinase regulator activity; PDZ domain binding.